Molecule: messenger RNA, 768 nt
Organism: Symbiodinium sp. CCMP2456
Lineage: Eukaryota; Dinophyceae; Suessiales; Symbiodiniaceae
Source: the annotation of a GenBank genome assembly
AUGGUUGAAUUUGGGAUCCCGAAACUCUUGAUCCUGAUGUGGAACCGAGAAAUUCCCACGACGGAAAAGUGGGAUGCAAUCGACCUGUUCUCCGGGACAGGUCGGGUCAAGGAAUCCCUAUUGGAACUGGGCUACAGUGUUGCCUCCCACGACAUCGAGCACCACCCGGCGAUGGAUAUCAACAGCUCGGCCGGCUUUGCGUGGCUCAUCCUGGCGAGCUUCUUGAGUUUGAAACGGUCUGGGCCAAGGUGGAUCGUUUGGGUUCGCGAUGCUCCAGCCGGUUUGUUCCUCAUGGGUCUGGAUGAAUCGCCACACCUCGCAGAGGAGCAGCUCUCGCGCAAUUAUACAGGUUGGAACACGCAUCCUCAGACCACUUUCUGUUGUGUCGAGGUCGGGAGAAUCCUUUGGGGCGAACCGAGCUACCAAAUAUUGCCGAUGCAAACCGAAUGGUUGCGAGGACUGCUGCUCUUGAGGUUGAACGGUGCUGCGUUAAUUGGAAGUUUGCUGCAGGACUGCCCUGGUGAUGCUUCUCAUCCAUUGGUGCCGUGGCGCUUGGAUUCUGGAGCAGCCUGCAAGCUCCCUCAUGCAGGAACAUCCAGCCGUUGCUGCUGCCUUGCUGAAAUGCCAGUACUUCAAGAUCAAUGCCUUCCUUGGGGCAUACCGGCAUUGGAGUUGGAAAUUGUGUUCAUUCUAUUCGAACAAGCUCCUGGAUUGCAUCGCCUUUUGUUGCCGCACAUGUCACAUGUAACUCUUUGCCGCAAACCAUAG